This is a messenger RNA of Colletotrichum abscissum, 822 nucleotides long. RefSeq lists its product as uncharacterized. The coding region runs from base 1 to 822 and encodes 273 amino acids. Lineage: Eukaryota; Fungi; Ascomycota; Sordariomycetes; Glomerellales; Glomerellaceae. The transcript has a single exon. The record is from RefSeq and is a predicted model, not a curated record.
AUGGCAACUCAAGACAUUGUUUCCAUCUUCCAGGCCUUCCUGAACGCAGUCAACAACAAGAAGUGGGAUGAAGUUCACAACCACCUCCAGCCGGUAGUGAGAGCAACCUACAACGAAAACACAGAAAGCAGAGACCAGUUCAUCAACCGCCUCACCACAACGGCCGAUAAGGGCAGUAUCUUCAGCGCAGACCAGUUAACCGUCAACGAGGCCGCCCAAUCCCUCGGCGCCCGCCUCGUCACAACAACAGGCGAUGCCCCCGAGGGAACCCCAUCCAAGGUCUGGGACCUCAUCCUCGUCUUCUUCGAGAACGGCAAGAUUGUCCGUCUCUACCAGGUCGCAAACCAACAGAGCCGGGGAGUAGGCCCCGUGCCCGCCCCGCCGUUCGUGCCCGAGUACGCCGCCAAGGCCUCCCAGAACCCAAUCUCGGCCGCCGAGAUCGAGGCGCUGUACCGCAAGUACAUCUACAGCUACAACGACGGCACCAUGCCCACCGUGCUGCCGGCGCUGUGGGCGGAGACGAUCUCGAUGCACGGGAACCUAGUGCCGGCAGUCGGAGCCGUUGGGUUCCUGGGCAAGAUUCUGCUGCCUGUCAUCGCCGGACUCAAGUAUGAGGUUGACGAGUUUGUGGUUGAUGAGAAGAAGCAGCAGAUCGCCGUCAGGCUGUCCAUCUCAGGCGUGCCUCAGAACAAGAAUCUGCAGAAGAAUGGCCCGGAUGGGAAGGUUACUGUCUAUGAGCAUGCUUUGUACGGAUAUGAGGAGGGUAAGGUUGCUUGGGCUUGGGCUGCACAGGCUUUCGACAUGAGACCUCCCUCGGCGUAG